AGAAAGCAGAAGGCUGCUUCCCAGCAUUGGUGGCUGAGCCAAUGCCCGCCGCAGUCGGAGGACACGGAGCUGAGCACCCGCCCAGAGCAAGUCCAUGCUGGAGCCGGCCAACGCCACGGGGAUGCAGGGCUUCAAUGGCUCCGAGCGAUGCCCCCGGGACACUCGGAUCACCCAGCUGGUGUUCCCCACCCUCUACACGGGGGUCUUCCUGGCGGGUGCCCUGCUCAACGCACUGGCCCUGUGGGCGUUCCUGCGAAUCCCCAGCUCCUCCACCUUCGUCAUCUACCUCAAGAACACUUUGGUGGCUGACCUGAUAAUGACACUCACGCUUCCUUUCAAAAUCCUCUCUGACGCGCACCUCGGGCCCUGGCAGCUCAGAGCAUUCGUGUGCCGCUUCUCCUCCGUGGUCUUCUACGAGGCCAUGUAUGUGGGCAUCACGCUGCUGGGCCUCAUAGCCUUUGACAGGUUCCUCAAGAUUGUCAGACCUUUCGAGAAAUCAUUCGUGAAAAAACCUGCUUUUGCAAAAACGGUCACAGUCUUCGUCUGGCUCCUUCUCUUCUCCAUGUCCCUGCCGAAUAUGAUCCUGAAUGACAAGGAAGCAACUCCAGUGUCUGUGAAAAAGUGUGCGUCCCUGAAGGGGCCUCUGGGGCUGUGGUGGCAUCGGCUGGUGAACUACGUAUCCCAGGGCAUUUUCUGGACUGUGUUUGUCCUAAUGCUUCUGUUUUAUACGGUGAUUGCCAAAAAAGUCUAUGAUUCUUAUAAAAAGGUCAAAAGUAAGGAUGGCAAAAGCAAGAAGAGGCUGGGGGGGAAGGUGUUCGUGGUCUUGGCUGUCUUCUUCCUGUGCUUUGCCCCGUUUCACUUCACCCGCAUCCCCUACACUCACAGCCAAACCAGCAGCAAGAAGGACUGUGCGCUGGAGAACCGGCUGUUCAUUGCCAAAGAAACGACUCUCUUUUUGGCAGCAACUAACAUUUGCAUGGAUCCCUUAAUAUACAUAUUCUUAUGUAAAAGAUUCACAGAAAGGCUGCCUUGCAUGAGGUGCAGGAGGGCCUCACACCAGGAGCAACAGAGCAGCCAGACAGACCACAUAACCCUGGGCUGACCGCUGCCACUGAGCUCGCGGCCACAUGGCCACAAGGCUUCAGAAACCAUCUGUGUAGAGACCAAAUUUAAGCAAUAAAGAAAAAGAGAUGGGUACAAA
Messenger RNA from Marmota flaviventris (yellow-bellied marmot), 1201 nucleotides. It is a transcript of the gene P2ry13, whose product is annotated as purinergic receptor P2Y13. Lineage: Eukaryota; Metazoa; Chordata; Mammalia; Rodentia; Sciuridae. Gene Ontology annotation, molecular function: G protein-coupled purinergic nucleotide receptor activity. The record is from RefSeq and is a predicted model, not a curated record. Gene Ontology annotation, biological process: negative regulation of adenylate cyclase activity; G protein-coupled receptor signaling pathway. Gene Ontology annotation, cellular component: membrane.